AUGAGGGAGUGCGAGCAAUCAACGGCGUUGAUUAGGAUGGGGUCGGAGGAAUUGAGGGUUUGGAUUGUAAUCAACUGUGGAGGGACUCUUGCUACCAGUCGAUACGCCGUCGUCGAGCCCCUGGCUACCGGUCUAGAAGUCGUCGGAGGGAUUAUUGCUGCCAGUCGUGAAGUCGUCGUUUUUGCUGGUGGGAGACCGGAAAGAAAGAUGUGA
Linum trigynum is the source of this 213-nucleotide messenger RNA. The record is from the annotation of a GenBank genome assembly. Lineage: Eukaryota; Viridiplantae; Streptophyta; Magnoliopsida; Malpighiales; Linaceae.